Molecule: messenger RNA, 2752 nt
Organism: Trichogramma pretiosum
Lineage: Eukaryota; Metazoa; Arthropoda; Insecta; Hymenoptera; Trichogrammatidae
Exons: 5
Coding region: 1024-1830 (268 amino acids)
Source: RefSeq, a predicted model, not a curated record
AUUUCAAGUAUUAUUUUUUCUUUAUUUGUUCCAUAUUAUAAACUUGAAGAUUGGAGUAACGUUUAAAUGAAUAACCAAUAAUUUUCUGAUCUGAAUCGCUUCGUUCAACUGAAAUAUACUAAAUGAUUAAGGAAUGUCCCUUGACACUCAAAAAUCUGCUGGAUAUUUGAAUUGAUGCUACAUGUGCAGCCACGGGCGUUUUUUCACCGGCCCAAAAAUUUGCGACAUCUGCAGCUCGUUGGAUGCACACAUCAAGGCUAUUUCGCACAGUAGGUAUCGCGCGCCCGUGAUACAAGUCAACUGCGUUGCACUUUCACUGAUAGCAUAAUAUAGGUAUUCAACGUGCGUUCUCGCCGCCGCGUUUAUCAAGAUCACUCGCCCAGACACUGCUCGGAUUUAAUCAUCAAGUAGAAUGCUUAUUAAUUCUGAGCCUAUCAUCGUCGCGUUGUAUCAAAGAUCGGUCUGCGGCACCGAACCAACAGUUGCAAAAAAUGUUGAGUUUUUUCAUGUUUCGAUAAUCUUAUUCGAAUGUUAACGCCAGCAGCCUGCAUCGUGCGCCGAUACGCAUUCUACGAGGCCGACAAGUCAAAAAGCAGCAGCACACGCAUUUGGCCGUUGCGUGCGCUCACUGCAGAAUCACGUCAUAUCGUAUGCACUAUGCAGUAUUAUCUGUAGCAAUUAUCAAGCUCGAAAUAUAUAAAUUUAGUGUAACAGGGUCUUGACUGUGACAGUUGAUACUAGGACAACUCGUAUUACGCUAUAGACUUGCAUCUUGAGGUUGGUGCAGAAUCAAACUACUAUAUAGAUAUAGUGUGCAUUAAUGAUAAAAGAGCACUGCUGCUGCCUUAUAAACAUGAUGUUAUAUAGCAGCCACAAGUAGUCGCUUUCAGCUUAGGAGUUGCAAAAUGAGCACGGCAAUUGUCUCAAAGUGAUGAGUCCCGUAAAAUUAUGCUGCAGCUCUCAGGGGUAGUUAUGAAUAUUUUUAUAACCAAUCUGUGAUUAUGAAGAAGCAGCUUGAAUUUCAUGGAUUUCAAGCAUGCUAAUUUAGUGCUACUAAGAAUGCAGCUAAAUACAGAUCAACAAACUGUGCCACCCAAUGUCUGCAUUGGUUUGGAUCAUGACCAUGGUACGACGAUUCCAAUAUCUCAAGGAUCAUCAAGUAAUUAUCCACCAAGAUCAUUGAUGCAUUAUAAUAUUAAUGUACCGCUGGAACAGUCAACAAUUACAGAAGUCAUUGACAGAACUGGAGCACCUCCAUCCUAUGAAGAAGUCAUUGAUCCAAAUGCUCCACCACCAUCUUAUGAAUCUUUAUUUGGACGUGUACGAGAAGCGCACAAAACUCGAAAAGGCAUAUUUGACUUUCUUCGUAAUAUUCUUUGUUUAAUAUUUGGAUCUAUUGGAUAUUCAAUAAUUUGGGGUAUAACUGUAGUGAUCCCAAUAUGUAUGAUGGUUAUUGGUGGAAUUUUCAUUUAUGAUUGUCCACAAGGAGAAUACAUUCCUGUUUAUUUACUAGUUGGAGGAGGACUUGGAGUUUUAAAGCAGAUGCUCCUUUUAUUUUCUAGAAUACGACAAUGUAGACAAGAAGAAAGAAUUAGACAAACUUCUACAGAAACAUUGAUCGAUUGUUUCAUGUUAGGAUGGUUGAUAAUAGGUUCAAUGUGGGUUUAUAAAGAAUAUAAACCAAAUUUUGAUCCAAGUAUAAGUAAACUGUAUUGCAACAAAACGCUUUAUUUAUUUGCUUUUUGGGUAAUAACAUCAACCUAUAUACUUUUAGCAAUAACAAUAUUUUGCAUUUGCAGUAUUUCUUUAGCAAGUGUAAUAUUCCAGUAAAAGUUGCAUUAACUUAAAUAUUUAAAAUUUUCAAAGUCAAUCAUUUAAAAAGUUUAGAAAUUAAUAAUAAUGUUAGUUUUUAAAACUGAUAUAACACACACUCUAAAAAUGAUAUCAAUAGCUAUGCAAUAAACAUCAUAAAAUAUUUAACUAACAAGUAUGUUUGAUUGUUGAAAUCAAAAAAGAUAUAUUUAAAAUAAAACUAAUGAUAAACAUGGAUAUCCAACUUUACAAAAUAUUAAAAUAUAAUUGUAAAAUGGAUAGUCCAUAUUUAACAAAUCCAAAAAUUAUAGCUUUUGUGAAUAUUGACAAUCAUUAAGUAACAUGAUUUAUAUUACAUUUUCUACUGACCAUAAAAAUUGAAUACAUUGCAAGUAUUGCAACAAUGUUUGAGACAUUUUUAAAAAAAUAUUGUAGUUUAUGUUGUAAUAUAUAAAACAAAUGUUGUGUGUAUUAUUAUAAUCACAAGAAUGAAUGGAGACUGUGAACAGUUGACAGUUUGGAAGAGAUGUCCAAAAUUAAAGAAAAAAGGGAACACAAAUCAUAUAGUCAACUAGCUGCUGUGCUAGUCAUCAUGAACAAAUUGUGUAAAAAUAGGAAUUUUCAUUGGUAGAACUUUCCUGCAAUUAUUUAUCUACAACUGUAUAUUGUUAAAUAGGAUAGAAGACUGCACAAAUUUAUCGCACCGCCCUUGGUUGUCUUUUCACUUGAGUAUUGUUUUUGCAAUACCUUUUGCAAAAACUUUCUGCCAUUAAAAAGUAAAAAGUUUUUUGAAAAAUGCAUUUAUAUAGGAUAAGUGAACAUUUCUGAGUCAUAUAUUUAAAAUUAUGAGAGAAUACACUUUAUUAAGAGUUUUUUUGUGAUAAAAAUAUGUUUGUUAAAUAUAUUAACUCAUUAAAAUUAGAUUUUUUAAUUUUUUCAA